UUGUCACUUUGUACUUGUACUGUAAACACAAAGUCUUAGGAAUUAGGACACUUUAGGAGGAUAGGCGUACCUAGUUAGUCUGGUUUAGUUUCUUCGAAAGACGUACAAUCUUACGCUCAAACGGUUGUAAUUAUUGUGAAUCUAGUUGAGGUUCAGCUGUCAACAAGAUGACUCUCAAAUUUUGUGCCAAUCUAUCAUUCAUGUACCACGAGUCCGCUUCUCUUCUAGAACGUUACCAUCUAGCAAAGCAGAGUGGCUUUCGAGCAGUGGAGUGCGCUUUCCCAUACUCAUUUCCAGUGGAAGAAGUCAAGCGAGCAAAAGAAAGUGCACAAGUGGAACAGGUUCUUCUAAAUGUCAAUCCUGGAGAUUUGGAGAAGGGAGAACUUGGUUUUGCAGCUCUUCCUGGUCAACAAGACAGGUUCAGAAGCAGUCUUGACCAAGCAAUCUUGUACAGCAAAGCCUUGGAUUGCAAACUUAUUCACAUCAUGGCAGGCAAAGUGACUAGUCCGUCCGAGGAAAACAUCAGAGUAUACGAGGAAAAUCUGAUCUACGCAUCCUCAUUACUGAAGGAAAACAAUAUAGUCGGUGUGAUAGAACCAAUCAACAGCAUUUCAAUACCAGGUUACUACCUGAAUAGUUAUCGAAAGGCACUUCAAAUCGUGAAAAACAUUAACAGUCCAAAUAUCAAACUCCUUGCUGACCUUUUUCAUUGGCAGAUGAUGAAAGUAAACUUGGUAGAUAGCUUUAGAGAAUCGGUUGAUUACAUAGGACAUGUUCAAAUAGCCCAAGCUCCUCAUCGAAACGAGCCAGACACUGAAGGGGAAAUUGACUUCAAAGCGAUCUUUUCGUUCUUGGAAUCCCAGAAGUACAACGGCUGGAUUGGGUUGGAAUACAAACCCCUCACAAAUACACAGUUUGGCCUCAAGUGGAUUGUGGGGAUGGGAUACAGUUUAUAAAACUGUUGUUAAAUGUGGGUAACAGGGUAUGUUUUUGAGCGUGAAGCUCUCUGAAUCGGAUUAGUACAAACAACAGCUUUCUAUUUAGAUUCUUCUCUUUUAAGGAUCAGACUAUGGAUUAUUUUGGUCUUCAACUGUAAAAUACCCUUAAAGGUAACUAACAGUAAAGUGACUGUGAACUUAACUGGAGCAAAGUAAACUUGGCCGUCUGCAUCAAACGGAACAAAAUAAGAGUGAGUGUACUGUAAUAAAAUAAUCUACAUUACAUAUUUAAGCUCACUAUUAGCUAUUCUGUAGUAUCAUGAUCUUACACUAGAACUCAAAUUAUCCCAAUCAAUUGGGAUUAUACCAAAUUCGGAUAGUUUCACAAAGUUCAGUUAGUUGGAUUUUUAACAAAAAUUUGGGGAAUUUUACAAAAAAAGAGGUAACAGUAGACCUCCAAUCAUCUGAAUCAUUUGGGAUUGGGACUGUACCACAUUCGGAUAUGAAAUAAUUCUGAUAAUUGGGUUUUCCCGGAAAUUUUCUUACUGUACUAGUACUAGUACAUCAAUUCUGUUCCAAGUCUGCAAGGAUUUGAUACAAAUGAGCUAUCUAAAUAGGUGAUAAGAGAACCAGUCUUCCAUUAGUUCUUAUAUAAUCUGUAAAUAUGUGUAUUCCGCAGUACUGUUAAGUGAAAGGUAUUUAAUGUUAAUGUUGUUACUAUUACUAUCAAUAUUUAUACAAAUGUUAUCACUGUAAUAUACAAAUAUAUAUUUUUACAAAAAUUA
Macrosteles quadrilineatus (aster leafhopper) is the source of this 1723-nucleotide messenger RNA. RefSeq names its product putative hydroxypyruvate isomerase. The record is from RefSeq and is a predicted model, not a curated record. Gene Ontology annotation, molecular function: hydroxypyruvate isomerase activity. Bases 168 to 956 code for a protein of 262 amino acids. Gene Ontology annotation, biological process: glyoxylate metabolic process. NCBI's taxonomy places the organism in Eukaryota, Metazoa, Arthropoda, Insecta, Hemiptera, Cicadellidae. The transcript is spliced from 2 exons.